Messenger RNA from Hyla sarda, 483 nucleotides. It is a transcript of the gene ASCL3, whose product is annotated as achaete-scute family bHLH transcription factor 3. Bases 1 to 483 code for a protein of 160 amino acids. The transcript has a single exon. The record is from RefSeq and is a predicted model, not a curated record. Lineage: Eukaryota; Metazoa; Chordata; Amphibia; Anura; Hylidae. Gene Ontology annotation, biological process: developmental process; regulation of transcription by RNA polymerase II. Gene Ontology annotation, molecular function: protein dimerization activity; DNA-binding transcription factor activity, RNA polymerase II-specific; RNA polymerase II transcription regulatory region sequence-specific DNA binding.
AUGAGUGAUGAUUUGUACAGUCUGGAGCGGGUGACUCUGGUCAGUGAGGCGAUAUCCGCGUCUCUGCCGCCGUUCUGUCUGGACGCCUCCAUGAUGUACCAUGUCCCCCCUGAGAUGUAUCAGUUCCCCCGCUGUCAGGACAGGACCCUCUGCUCUUAUAUGGAGACCCCCGGGCUGGAUCCCUACUACAGCUGCCUGUACGGCCUCCCUGCGCCGCCCCCCUGUCCGCUCUACGGUAACGGUUAUUACGGACCAUCGUACGUCCGGAAGAGGAACGAGCGGGAGCGGCAGCGGGUGAAGUGUGUGAACGAGGGCUACACCCGGCUCCGGAGGCAUCUACCCCCCGAAUACACCGAAAAACGUAUCAGCAAAGUGCAGACCCUCAGAGCCGCCAUUAAAUACAUCCGCCAUCUGCAGGACGCCCUCUGCUGGGAGAACCAGGAAGAUUCCAAUAACAUCGACACCCAGAGACGUAAACCCUGA